UUCACUGCUGCUGCUAUUCAGCAGCUUUUCGGCAGAAGCUACUCAUAUUUGUUUAAGCUACUCAUAUUGAACAACUUUGCUUCGUGCCGAUUAAUUAUAAUUUUUCCUUUCUAAAAUGGUGUGGAAAAGAAUAUAUCAACCGGAAGUGCGUACGACGUAUCUCUUGAAACCCGACCAGACGCUCAAGAAUACCAAAGUGUCUGAAAGAACUCGAGCGUUAGUAAUAGCGAAGGACACCUUUCAGCGUUUUGUGGAUUAUACUACAGAAGAGGAUAGAAUAGCAGCACAGCAAGAAAAGGAAGCUGCAAAAAUAGCAGCGUUGAAAAAAGCGACUUAUGAAAAAAGUAAAACAUGGGACAGCACAAUAGAAAAUAUUAAGGUGAGACAGAGGGAAGAAUUAUUGUUAAAGAGGCAAAAAGCUGGAGAAGAGAGGAAAGUGUUCGUGAAAGAAAUGACAGAGAAAAAGGUGGCGGAGCGUGCAGAAGUGGUGCAGCAAGCAAGAAGAUUGCUUCAGCAAAAGAGGCCUUUGUGCCGACAGAUUAAUCGUGCUCUUCUCGUCUCCGAGUGUCUCAGGGAGCUGGACGCUCAAGUGGCGUUGCAAAUGACUAUUAGAGCAAUGGACGAAGAACAAGAUGAAAAAUAUGCUAAUUCCAUUAAAGACAUUGCAAAAUACGAGGAGCAGAAGAAUCAAGAGGUGGAGGAACAAACGAAAAAAACGAAGGCUUACAGGAUUACUUUGAAAAAACAGAUCGAAAAUAACGAAAGAGACAAUAAAUUAAAAGUAAUGGAAGAGUUAGAAGCUGAAAAACAGGAUCAAAUAAACAUGACCCUAGAUAUGCAACUCACGAAAAAGAAAGAGAUGCAAGAUAUAUUGAACAAAAAGAAGAGACUACAGCAAUUUUUCAAGGAAACGAUAGAGGAAAAAAAACGAUGUGGACUGGAAUUACAGCACAAUGAAGAAUUAAAGGAUCGAGCGUUAGAAGUUUAUAGGGAAGCUAAAGAUCGAAUACAGAAAAUUGAAAAAUCAUUAGCGUUAAAGAAAAAGGAAGAAAGAGCGCGUCGGUUGCAGAUUGUAGAGAAGCAAUAUGUUUCACCCGAGGAAGUUCGCGAAUCUAAAGAGCGAGAAAUCUUGGAAAAAGCUGUUGAAGAGAAAAAAGCAAUCGAGAUGGAAAAGCAAAAAGCACAAAAGGAACGAGAAGAGAAGAUGCACGCUCUCAUGGAAGAAUACAAGCUUCAUAACACGGCAAUGAAGACCAAGCAAAGACUAGAGGAGAAGGAGUUGAGAGCUUGGGAGAUGAUGCAGAGAUUUAAGAGAGACGAGUAUAACGAACAGAUCGACUUGGAAGAACGCAAACGACAAUGGCAACAAAAACUGGAAUAUGGCAAUGAAUUACAAAAGGAUAUCGAAGAGAAACAAAUGGAGAGAGACAAAGAACGCGAAAAAGAAGCUUUCGAAAUUGAAGCGACAAAAGCUGCAAUUAAUAAAACUAACCAAAGGAUUCUACUUUAUAGCGAUGAAGUUUUAGAAGAAUCGAAGGGCGUGAGGCCACUUUAUCCAAUCGUCAAAGCCAUAGAGAAUAUUAAAAAAGAAAUGGGAUUAGCGCCAAAGAAAAAACUGGAAGAGUCAAUCGUCAAAGAGGAAGAGCGGCCGAAGAGAAAAUACAAAGCUCGGCGCCGCUGCAAUUGCCCGAAACCUGUUGCGGCAGCUCAAAUAUAUUAUUUACAAUAACUGCUGUUUGCAAUAAACAGCAUUAAUUUGUAAAUCGCUCGACCGCAAUUACCACACAUCCGUCCAAUAAUUCAAGAUGUCACCCGAGUCAUUUUCGCAUCACACCGUCAAGUCUCACACUUUUCGACUCACGCAAAAAUCGAUAGAAACAAAGUUGUCCACGUCAAGACGACAUUUACCAGCAAUUUAUGAACGAAGAAUUCACUAAGUUGUGAAAGUUGGAGCAUUCUCACGGUUGCUUACUGUAGCGAGCACUCGUUAUACGUCAAAACAUUAUAUUACUUUCAAUCCUUUCUCGGAGCAAUUAAAUAAGUUGCCUAAAGCAGGUUUCUCAGAAACAUGUUUCAUAUCACGUUCAAUUAACAGAACACAUAAAUUAAUAUGGACAUAUC
This is a messenger RNA of Trachymyrmex septentrionalis, 2121 nucleotides long. RefSeq names its product trichohyalin-like. Bases 116 to 1729 code for a protein of 537 amino acids. The transcript has 9 exons. Lineage: Eukaryota; Metazoa; Arthropoda; Insecta; Hymenoptera; Formicidae. The record is from RefSeq and is a predicted model, not a curated record.